Molecule: messenger RNA, 4785 nt
Organism: Fusarium odoratissimum NRRL 54006
Lineage: Eukaryota; Fungi; Ascomycota; Sordariomycetes; Hypocreales; Nectriaceae
Exons: 4
Coding region: 694-2769 (691 amino acids)
Cellular component (GO): cytoplasm
Molecular function (GO): protein binding
Source: RefSeq, a predicted model, not a curated record
UGUCAGAUCACGACUAUCACUUCAAUCAAUACUCAGGUCCAGGGUGUUUCGGCAGUGUACAGUGUGACCCACUUGAAACAGCUGCCAUUAACACCUAAAAGCACUAGAUCCAGCCAGACCCUGAAACUGAUAAUACUGCUUCAACAUCAGCUGUGAUACCGUGUUCUUGCUGAAAAAUAUCCCAGAUACUUAAGGAAUUCUAUGUCUUCUGAAUUUUCUUGUGAGCAACUUACUCACAAUUAAACCCAAAAUUGAAGGUUCCGGCGGGUUUUCCCUUCACCCCGCGAAGUGGGGCAGCAGUGCAAGGUCACUGCCGUAACAGGCAGACGGGGCAGGUGACAGCCCACAGGCAGCGAUAAGCCCCGCCACUUAUCGGAGCUAAGGUACUUACAAUGCCUGCAUUCACCUUCCGGACUUCCCAACACCUCGUACCUUCAUCUGUGUUGCCUUUAACUUUUAUCUUUCAACCUUUCUCUCGAACCAAAAGGGUACCCCCUCUUGGACAGGGCUGCUCUUUGUUUCGUCGUUAACCUCGCACAACUUUCGAGUUUGCCCUGCUGACAUCUGAAGAAGUGGGCCAUCGCAGGUAUAUGAGACAGUGUGUACCGCAAACCAUCAAGAGCAUCACCACACAAUAUCAUCUUCACUCGAGAAUCUGCAUAUUUUCUUUCUCGGUAUCAACAAGUAAUCAAAAUGGCGGUACCCGAGUAUCGUGAUGAAGUCUCCAUCACACUCUCGAUCGCCGACCCCCCGCCUAGCUUCUCAUUUCCAACUCGUCGCAUCUUUCUCAGUAAAAAGAAUCCGACCAUUGAAAUCGGCCGAACGAGCAAAAGAAAUGGAGCCUUUGAAGCUGCCAAGAGCAAUGCUUGGUUCGAUUCACCAGUCAUGUCUCGAAAACAUGCACUCUUCACCCUUGACGCCGACAAACAGAAACUUUAUGUCAAAGACACGGGUUCUCUUCAUGGGACCUAUAAAAACGACGUUCGCCUCGAAACGAACGUGAAUCAUGAAGUGGCCAGUGGUGACAAGCUCAAAUUUGGUGCUUUCAUUGAACGACCCCAGGAUAAACAUUACCCUUGCGCCAUGAUAGUCCGUCAGACGUACGGGUCCAUCAACCCCGACCUGCGCGGCAAUAGCUUCCGCGUUCCUGAGGAUAGCGAUAUCGAAUCUCUAAUCAGUGACGAAGACCAAGUGAACAAUAGCUACGAGAUGUUGCGCACAAACAAAUUUGUCCCUGCCAGAAUGGCUAAUUCAUCUUUUGGUCAUGGUCCGAUCGACUUGACAAUAGAUGAUCAUUGUCCUUUUUCCAAUAUUAGGGAUGGAACUGAGGCUUUCGACAACUCUCCUCACAUUCUAGAGAUACCUUCCCCAAAGCUGCCAGAACCUGUUUCUGCCUCGGGCCACGAGUUCUCCGAUCUGGAGGAAGAGCCUGAAGAAGGGGAAAACGACUUGUCACCAAACUCUAUGGACACAGACGACUCUUACGGUGGCAUUUCAGAAGAUUGCCAGAGUAUCGACUAUGCAAUGUCAUCCGCUGCAGGGGACUCCAUUGUCGAUGAAGAAGAAGACUUUGCCGAACAUGACGAGUUUGAAGAGGAGCAAGGUAUGUUCAUGGAGUACAGCGCCCUGGACUAUUUUGACCAUUUUCCAGUCCACACUCAGGAACCUGCCCCUCAAGGGAACGGUCACUUUGAAGAGGCUACUAUCAUGGCAUCUGUAAUGAGCGAGAAACCCGAAAAGACCCCUGCGCAGCCCUUGGCCAAAUCUAUGAGCACUCAAACCCGGGAUGUCCCUCAGCAACUCGAUAGUGCCAACCUCAUCCAGUUGGACAAGAGCCACUAUACAUGGAAAUCAGAUCUUGCUCCAAUGAUGUCGAUUAAUGGCACGUCGCCCCUGAAGCUUCCCCCAAUUUCAGAAGCAGUCUUCGACACAUACAACCAUGAGAUGAUCACACACUCUACCGCUGAGGUUGUCGGCAGAAAACAUGGAAAGUACGAGUUCUUUGCUGCUAGAGAAGCCAAUGCUGCAGCUGCCCGCGCACAACCUCAACCUCGACCCAUCGACCCCGUCCGUCGGGCACCAGCCCUGGAACACUGUCUCUUGCGGGCAGAGAUGGAAAACAAAACCCAAGUGCAACCAGCAGAUGAAGUCCAGCAGGCCACAGAUGAAGUUCAACCUCGCGCUUCCGAUUUGGUAUCUUCUGGUCUUAGAUAUCUGGCAACGCCCCCUGAGCACGUCGAAACCACCACCACAUCUGUGGAGCCAGAGUUGGACGACUCAUCCGCCUGGGCUUUUCAAGAGAGCAAGAAGUCUUCUGGUAUCGAAGUCACAAGCGAGACAACUGAGAAGGUGGUGGCCCAAGAGAAUGACGUAGAUGUUGUAGAGGACGGUGAUGCCCAGCCGGCUGAAGCUUUAGAAGCAGCUGAACUGGUCAAACCAGUCAAAGCCGUGGAGCCAGCGAAACCGGUCGAAGCCGCAAAGGCAGCUGAACCUGUGACGAUUCCGGCACCAGAAUCCACUGCAACCAAGAGAAAGGCCGAAGAAAUCUCUCAACUUACCACUGAAGAACAAAUUUCUAACGACCGCCAAUCUCGCCGACAGGCGCACCGCAGAAGCAGGAUGCAGUCGACUGCAAGGCCUCGCCACACUGCAGCAUUGGGACCCCCACCAACCAAGCGUCUUCGUCGUAUGGCAGAAGCAGUCGGGUACGUCGCCCUUGGAGGAGCUGCUGUCAUGUCGGUGCUUAUUGCUACGGCGCCCGCUCUGUAAUUUACAGACAGGACACGCCAGUACCUUAUGAAAUUUUAUCGGAGUUUACGAAUUCGGAAUCAAGGACAGGGAGUCGGCUGUUUAGUUCAGUCAAUCUUUUGCUUUUCCACUUGCUGGCUUGGGGAACGAAAGGCAUGUUGUCAAGGGGUAUUUUAGUUGCGUUUAUAUGAAUCUACACGUUUCCUUCCACAACUAGCAAGCAGACCGUUCUCGCGUGAAGUAUGAUAAAAUGCCAUCCAGCAGAAAUGUAUUAAACUUGAUCCCUUCUCGGGUUACCGCUUCUCUGCACCAAACGCCAGACCCAUAUUGCCCAAGUAAGCUUUCCAGGAUUCCGCCCGUCAUUGACAAAUUCUCAUUACUGUACGCUUCCAUUCAUCAAGCUUUCAAGCUCCCAAGGACUCAACGUACUUCUACGUCGCGAUGCACUCUUGCUCAUUCGGCGCUCACGGCGUCGUUUUUCGGGCUUCAGCUGAUCAUCAGCCGAUACUGGGUCCCUCUUUACGGGAUCGACAUUCUCAAAAUCAUUUCUCUUUUCGGUUUCAUUUGUGGAUUCGGUAGCCUGGUCAGGCUGAGAUGAAGUAAUGGUUGGUUUCUUGACUCCACGAGUUCCACGGGCAGCUCGAAGUUUGGCUCGAACACGAGCAGCAUCGGCCUCGCGCUCUGAAGCGGCCAAUUUGGCGGCAAUAGUCGCCAUAGUGAGAGGACUUUGCUGAGGAGCGGGAUCGAUGUUUCGUGGGAGGGGGAGACGUGAUGCUGUUCGACGAGGGGAACGGUUGGGUGAAGUUUGAGUCUCACUUUGGUCGUCGCUGCUGCGGUGGGAGCUUUGGUGUCGGGGAGUAGACAUCUUCAUCUCGUUAACCUGAGGAGCAGUUUCCGGUGACUUGACAAGGAGGACUUCAUCAAGUGAGGAAGAAGACGACACGCGAUCGCGAGGUUCUUGAUCAUAUCUGACAGGAAUAGAGCCUCCUUCUGUAGCAAGAUCCCAUGUGUUUUCCUCGACGAUUGUAGUGAAAUCUCCCUUGCCAUGUCUGCGUGGUUGAGAGCCUCGGUUUCCAGCGGAUGCAGAAUCUUUCAAGGGGCUGAGCUGGGGAGGCUCUGGUAGUGGCGAUGAGUCUGGGUCUGGGUGGUAGAGGGGAGCUGCUGUGGACUGUUGAAGAAUUUGCACAUUAGGCUCCUCAACGUCAUAGUCGUCGAUUGGUAUGUUUUCGUCGUAGUCGGAUUCGAUAUCACUUUCCCGGUCAACUUCAUCCUCAGGCUCUGACUCCGGGACGAGUUGUACGCGAGGGGAACAGCGCGAAGGGCAUGGCGAGUCGAUAACAUCCAUCUCAUCCUCGGACUCCUCAGCAACAGCUGAAAGUCUGAGAGCAGAUGCGUGCCUUGUCUCCUCUACAUCUCGUACCCUUACCGGACUAAGACGCAGGCCCAUCUGAAGUUCUUCGUCGCAAAUCGGCCGUCCAUUAGCAGCCAUACGCUUCCGCCAGCCAUCAAUCAGAUGAACUGCCUCAGUCCAGCGACUUUCCAUCUUGACCCAACCGUCCUUGAGACGGCUGAUUUCCUCUUCUCGAACCAUGACCUCCUCAAUUGGCACGAACGAGGGGUUCGUUAGGAUAGUUCGCAUGUGUUCUAGCACAGAGUCCAGCUCCGAAGCCAUAUCCUGCCACCCUUGCUGCUGAAUAACAAGGUUAUCCUGGUUCUCAUUGUUCCACCCACUCAUGUCCCGCAGUUGCUGCAUCGUCUUGCGCAUUAUGGAAAGAAUAGCUUCGUUUUCUUCACUAAGAUUUUGAGCCAGGUUGGCCAAGAAUGCAUUUGUUUCGUUGCGCAGAUCAUAAUCAUCUGCUGCUGUGGUGCCUCCGCGACCUGUCGACUUUUCCUCGCCAACAUCGCCUGUGACGAUGAUUGAGGUGACGCCGGGGUUUGCUCGGGAUCCUCGUGCCCGUCCAGCUUCGGCGAGCUGUUUCUUUAAGGUAUCGAUUUGGCGGUCUCGUCUACGGACGUCUGUUGCGCAUGCAGCUCGUG